AUAUGCUGCCUGGGAAACACUGGACUAUGGAUGAUAAGGAGAGAAAGCGUCUGGAGGCUCUGGAGAGGAAGAGAGAAAACCAAAGGCUCUUUGAGGAAGAAGUUGGCAAGAUAAAGGGUAAACAGACAAAAGAAGCCCCCGGUAAAGUGACUCGAGCCCAGAUUGAGGAGAACCUACAAAGCGAGCAAAAUGUUAAGGAAACCGAGGUAAAAGAGAAAAGCCACUUGGAGAUGCCGCUUGAGGAGAACGUCAAUCAGAUAGUUCCAGAAGAAGGCACGAUGGAGGCCCGAACCAUUGAGGAUGCCAUCGCAGUUCUCAGCACUAAGGAAGACCUGGAUCGACACCCUGAGCGGCGUAUGAAAGCCGCCUAUGCUGCGUUUGAAGAAGCAAACAUGGCGCGCCUUAAAAUGGAGAACCCCAAUAUGCGACUUUCCCAGCUAAAACAACAGCUCAAGAAGGAGUGGACAAAGUCUCCGGAAAACCCCCUCAACCAAUGUGUGGCCACCUACAACUCCAAGUAAACCAACACAAGGGCACUUAAAGUCUGACCCUCGGCGCAGAUCCUAACAAAUACAAAAAGGCACCACGAUUAAAUUUGGACACAAAAUUUACACAUGAACAGCUGAUCUAUUCGCACCCUCACCUCAUAUGUGAACUCACAGACAAACUUGGAUUAUUUAACUAAUUAUUCAAUAAAUGUCUGAUGAUGUAUGAACUUAAUUCGCUUAUCUGCUAGACAAUGGCCUAUGAGCUGCUGGGAGGUUUCGAGGUUUGGUUUUUAGUGAACGCAGAGUGGAUUCUCAACUAGCACACCUUUCCUCCACAUAACAUGUUUUACUGCUGUGUUGAGUUCAUUUAUUAAUGUCUUCAUCUAAUAUGCGGAACAUGACCUGAAGUGUGGUUAACCUGAGGCAAGUUUUUAUUUUUUUAUUUAGUGUCUGUGUGAUAAUCAUUAGGGUUCACCUUCUGGUUUGAUAUUUAUGGAGAAGAGAAAGGUGAUCUGAUAAUUGCUCUAAAUUAAGAUGAUAUGGAUAGAGAUUUGUGUGCUUGAUUGAUCUUACAUGGCUUUGUUUUGAAAAUGUACUUUGGACCUGGUAUGGAACCGUGUCUCCACAUCCCAAAGGCGAGUGGACUAAUAGCCGUUGGAUUGCCAUACACACGUGUCAAGCAGUGCGAAGACACACUCUGGUCUGUGCUUCGCAUCUGUGGAGGAGUACAAACACUCUCAGUGGCUCUUGGAAAACUUUUUUUAAAUAAAAAGUAAGGAAGAAACAGCUA
Sinocyclocheilus anshuiensis is the source of this 1278-nucleotide messenger RNA. It is a transcript of the gene ccdc124, whose product is annotated as coiled-coil domain containing 124. Bases 3 to 521 code for a protein of 172 amino acids. Lineage: Eukaryota; Metazoa; Chordata; Actinopteri; Cypriniformes; Cyprinidae. Gene Ontology annotation, molecular function: transcription coactivator activity. The transcript is spliced from 4 exons. The record is from RefSeq and is a predicted model, not a curated record. Gene Ontology annotation, cellular component: nucleus. Gene Ontology annotation, biological process: transcription by RNA polymerase II.